Raphanus sativus (radish) is the source of this 2073-nucleotide messenger RNA. RefSeq lists its product as uncharacterized. NCBI's taxonomy places the organism in Eukaryota, Viridiplantae, Streptophyta, Magnoliopsida, Brassicales, Brassicaceae. Gene Ontology annotation, molecular function: metal ion binding. The record is from RefSeq and is a predicted model, not a curated record. Bases 1 to 1944 code for a protein of 647 amino acids. The transcript has 2 exons.
AUGGUUAUGACUGCGAAUGUAAAUUUAGACUCGCCGGAGUCUUACAGGGAUAAAGAGAUAAAGACGAGGAGUAAGAUUGCGAUUCAAAGAAUCCUCACACAUCGCAAAUCUAUGAAGAAGAAAAAGAAGAGGAAACCAAGUGUUAAAAGACGUGAUUCUGAAACUGAUGAUGAUGGUGGAAAGAAAUCGAAGAAAAGGAAGAAACACAAGGUAUCUGGUGGUGAAGAUAUAGUAAACACGGGAAUCUUCAAAGAUAAUCAAAGCCAUGAGAAAGCACUCGUGCUAUGUGAUGAUGAUAUUGAUAAGAGAGAUAAGAGAUGGCGUGUUGUUUGUACAACACACAAACCUAAGAAGAAAAGGAGUAUGCUUGCAAAGAUUGUGAUGAAACGUGGUGUACAGUUAACGGCAAGUGAGAGACUGGCUGAAGAUUUCAAGAAAUUGACAGGAGGGAUACUGCUCUCUAGGAACAAAGACUACUUGGUUUUCUACCAAGGAAAGAACGUUUUGUUACAAGAAGUAACUGAGACAUUGAAGGAGCAAGAGAAAUUUGUAAGGAUUUUAGGAAACAGAAAACAAGAGGCACAUUCAAGAGAAGGAUCAUCGACUCUGCAUAUUGUCAAAAGUACUGAACCUAGUAAUGAGUUUGUUCCUUCUAGUAUCAUUGGUGAAACACUUGACACAACAGGUAAGUGGAGAAUAAAUCAGGACGAUGGUCACCAUGCAGAAGAAGUGAAACAAGACGUUAAGAAACAGAGACAUAAAAAUCUUGUAAGGAAGCUGAAAACAAAAUUUUAUCUUGCUGAGAGGAGACUAUUAAAAGCUAGACGUGGUUUGGCUAAGGUGGAAGAGUGUCUACAGGAAGGCAGACGAGUAUCUGACGAGCCUUAUACACUUGAAAGUGGGGAAGAGGUUAGACCUUUGAUGGUUGAACUUCCUGCGGAUUCUGUGGAAGCUAAAGUCACCAAGAAAGUGAAAAAAUCUGGUGAAACUUUUUAUAAAUACUUUGCCAAUAGUGAAAAAAUCAGGAGAAACGAUCGCGCUUCUGAGCUUUCCACUUGGAUGGACUCUGUUUUGUUUAAAGAGAAAAAUACAGAAGCAACCAGACAGUUAGAAGUGAAACUGAGAACGAGGAGGCCAAGUAAUAUUUUUGCAGAGAAGGAAAACACUGGCGUUGCCGAAUCUUGGCGGAAAAGAAAGAGGCUGUUAGUAAAGCCAAGCACUUCCAGAAACCUUAUCAAAAUUGAUUCUGAUACGGAAUCUGAUAGUGACCGACAUGAAUAUUCUGCUGAGAAACGAAUAAAUUCUCCGAUUAAUAAUGAAAAUAUGAAGGACUGUGUUUUAGAACAAGAAGAAACAUCAGCUCGUAAACAUCCUCGAGACUCUGCAACAAAAUACUGGGAUGAUGAUGAAAUAGAGGAGUCUGAGAAUUGGAGUCAUAAAGCUGCGUUUAAACGCCCGAGAUCAGUUAAUGCAGAUGAUGAAUCAAACUUCGAAAAACUCGAUUCAAGAAGAGAUGAGACGGAAGCAACUAAGAAGGUCUCUGCACAUGUUUCUUGUGUCAUAUGCUGGACGGGGUUCAGUUCCACUAGAGGCAUUCUCCCUUGUGGCCACAGGUUUUGUUAUUCGAGCAUCCAGAAAUGGGUAGGACGUUUGGUUUCCGAAGUGCAAAGAUUUGAACUGUUUCGUCGAGCUGCAAUUAAGAUUCAUGAAAUUACUGAGAUACCAAUUGUUGGAAAUAUUGGUAGAAGGCAAUGUAUUAACUCGGAUGAUGGCAUGAGCGUGGCACAUAUAUUUUAUGAUGGAGAAAGAUCAAUUGCGUGGGGUUCAAACAAACAAGAGACUGUUGUGUUACCGUCAAGUGGAGCUGAAGACAUGGCUAUGGACAGAAGCUAUGGAGCAAGCUAUAUGGCUUCUAAAGUUAUAUCGGUAUACACCCGGUGGUGAACAAAGAAGAAGCGUGAUGAAAACCUUCGGGAAAUCAAAACUCAAGGAAAUGAAAAGAAUUAUCAGAGUUCAAGAUGUAAGUGAAGAUGAGUUCAAGCUUAAGGGGAGAAUGUUGGGAUAAGCUUGAAG